Messenger RNA from Brassica oleracea var. oleracea, 3258 nucleotides. RefSeq names its product CCAAT/enhancer-binding protein zeta. Lineage: Eukaryota; Viridiplantae; Streptophyta; Magnoliopsida; Brassicales; Brassicaceae. Gene Ontology annotation, cellular component: nucleus. The transcript is spliced from 16 exons. The record is from RefSeq and is a predicted model, not a curated record. Bases 1 to 3045 code for a protein of 1014 amino acids.
AUGUCGGAAUCAAAGCCAACGAAGGAGAUGAAUGCUCUCACAACAUCCGAGAUCGCUUCAUUCGCCUCCUCUCUCGGCUUACCUUCAUCUCUCCCUUCUUCAGGCUUCAACGACUCUGAUUUCCGCAAACCCCCAAAAGCCCAGAAACGUAAGAACCCUAAGAAGGAAGGAGACGCAGUCAAGAACAAUCCAAAGGAAGCUAAGAAGCAAACCCCUAAAGACGCAGCUCCGGCGAAGCAGACGGUGAACCCUAAGCCAAAGGCUGAUUUUUUAUCGAUUGAGGACGAGAACAGUGGGUUCAAGGCGAAGCGGUUCGAAAAGUUCAAGGCUUUGCCUAAGCUUCCGUUGGUGAAAGCGAGUUUACUGAGCUCGGAGUGGUAUAACGACGCGGAGGAGCUGGAGGAGAAGGUCUUUAGCAGGAAAGUGGCGGUGGGGGAUGUGAUGGGUGUGGUGGAGGUGAAGAGGGAGAUGGGGGAGAGGCUGAUGUGGCAGUACGCUGAGGACUUUGUGGCGUCGAAAGGGAAGAGUGGAGAUAUGAAGAUGGUGAUUUCUGCUCAGAAGUCUGGGACGGUGGCUGAUAAAAUCACUGCCUUUGAGAUUAUGGUUGGGGAGAAUCCCAUUGCUAAUAUGAGGUCUCUUGAUGCCUUGUUGGGAAUGGUGACUUCAAAGGUUGGAAAGAGAUUUGCAUUCAAGGGUCUUAAGGCUCUAUCCGAAAUUUUGAUCAGGCUGUUACCUGAUCGCAAGCUGAAGACGCUUUUACAGCGACCUUUGAACAGCAUUCCUGAAACUAAGGAUGGUUACUCACUUUUGCUGUUUUGGUACUGGGAGGAAUGCUUAAAACAGAGGUAUGAGCGCUUUGUUAACGCCCUUGAUGAAUCAUCUAAGGAUAUGCUUCCAGAGCUGAAAGACAAGGCUUUAAAGACUAUAUACUUCAUGUUGACAAGCAAAUCAGAACAGGAGCGGAAAUUGCUUGUGUCAUUGGUGAACAAGUUAGGAGAUCCUCAAAACAAAAGUGCGUCUAAUGCUGAUUUUCACCUGACAAACCUUUUGGCUGAUCAUCCUAAUAUGAAGGCUGUGGUGAUUGAUGAAGUUGACUCCUUUCUCUUUCGUCCUCAUCUUGGGCUACGUGCAAAGUAUCACGCUGUUAAUUUUCUGAGCCAAAUUCGAUUGAGCCACAAAGGAGAGGAUCCAAAGGUGGCAAAACGCCUUAUUGAUGUAUAUUUUGCCCUGUUUAAGGUUUUAACCACAGAAGCAAACAAGAAACCAGGCACAGAUGACAAAGCGGCUGAUAAGAAAAAUGCCAACUCAAAGGACACAAAAGAAGACAAAACGGCUGAUUCACCUGUUGAAUUGGAUUCCAGAAUUCUAUCAGCUCUACUUACGGGAGUUAACAGAGCUUUUCCAUAUGUUUCCACUGACGAAGCAGAUGAUAUAAUUGAUUCUCAGACGCCGGUGCUUUUUAAAUUGGUACACUCGAAGAAUUUCAAUGUGGGAGUUCAAUCACUGAUGCUUCUUGACAAAAUCUCAUCCAAGAAUAAGAUUGUCAGUGAUAGAUUUUACCGUGCAUUGUACUCGAAACUUCUACUCUCCUCCGCAAUGAAUUCUUCCAAGGCUGAAAUGUUUAUUGGGCUUCUUCUCAGAGCCAUGAAGAACGAUAUAAAUAUAAAGCGUGUGGCUGCCUUCUCCAAAAGAAUCUUGCAGAUUGCGCUACAACAGCCACCACAGUACGCAUGUGGAUGCCUUUUCCUUCUGUCUGAGGUGCUAAAAUCAAGGACACCUCUAUGGAACAUGGUGGUCCAGAGGGAAUCAGUUGUGGAAGAAGAAGAUGUAGAACAUUUCGAGGAUGCUAAAGAUGAAGAUGAUAUUGAUCCCAUUAAGGAAGCAGAGAAAGAAAAGAAUGAUGUUGAAGAGGACAAAAUCACAAGUAAAGAUGAUGAUGAUGAUGAUGAUGAUUCUUCAGAUGACGAAGAGGCUUUAGCGGUCAGGCAAUCUGAUGAAGAAGAAGAUGAUUAUGCUUCUGACGAUGGUGAAGAGCUAUUUAUUAAAGAAACCCCCAAAGAAACCAUAGAGGUUUCUAAUGAUAGUGGCAAAAAAAUUCAAGCGCCAUUGAAAUCAAGUUUUCUUCCCGGAGGAUACGAUCCUCGCCAUAGAGAGCCUUCUUACUGUAACGGAGACCGUGUGAGUUGGUGGGAAUUGGUGGUACUUGCUUCACACGCUCACCCCUCGGUGGCUACUAUGGCUGGAACACUUCUCUCAAGAACUACUAUAGUUUACAACGGAAACCCUCUGAAUGAUUUAUCUCUAACUGCUUUCUUGGAUAAAUUCAUGGAGAAGAAACCAAAACAGAACACAUGGCAUGGUGGCUCCCAGAUCGAACCUUCCAAGAAGCUUGACAUGUCAAACCAGAUGAUUGGAUCUGACAUUCUAAGGUUAGCAGAAGAAGAUGUGUCUCCUGAAGAUUUAGUCUUCCACAAGUUCUACGUGAACAAGAUGAACAGCACGAAGCAAUCAAAGAAGAAGAAGAAGAAGAAGCUACCUGAAGAAGAAGCUGCUGAAGAGCUUUACGAUGUGAACGAUGGCGAUGGUGGAGGUGACUACGAUAGUGAUGUCGAAUUCGAAGCUGGCGAUGAGAGUGACAAUGAGGAGAUUGAGAAUCUGUUGGAUGAUGUUGAUGAUGACGCUGUGGAAGAAGAGGCUGGUGAAUAUGAUUAUGAUGAUCUAGAUAAAGUUGUGGGAGAUGAUGAUGAGCUUGUGGAUGAUGCGAGUGAUGCAGAGAUGGACGACGCAGAGAUGGAUAUGCUUGAUGGUGAAGAUGUGGAUGAGGAUGUUGAUGAUGUUGAUGAUGGUGGUGGUGGUGAUGAUGAUGAUGGUGGUGUUGUUGGUGGUAACAAGAAAAAGAAGGAAAAAGGAAAACGGAAAUCUCCAUUUGCGAGUCUUGAAGAGUACGAGCAUUUGAUAGACGAGGAUGAUUCAAAGUCGAAAAGAAAAGAAACAUCAGAGCCCAAAAAGAAGAAAAAGAAGAAGACGACCAAAGCGUCAGAAUAAAGAAUGAUGCAUUGAAGCAAAAGGAAACACUCGUAUUGCUUGCUACGCAAGGCUUCUUUUGUGCUGUUGAGUUGUACUAAAACUCUGGAGACAGUUACUCCAAUUUUGUGGUGUUUUGUUAUCUCUUCUACUUUAAGUUUUCAUUUUUAAAACAAAAAGAUUUUGUAUGAUUAUGUUUUCUAAUCACUUGAGGCUUGAUCCUUGAAACCAUAA